Messenger RNA from Mercenaria mercenaria, 6834 nucleotides. RefSeq lists its product as uncharacterized. Lineage: Eukaryota; Metazoa; Mollusca; Bivalvia; Venerida; Veneridae. The transcript is spliced from 40 exons. The record is from RefSeq and is a predicted model, not a curated record. The coding region runs from base 160 to 6645 and encodes 2161 amino acids.
AACUGUACUGCCGCGUACAAGGUAGUAAGAGGUAUCAGGCUACCUUAAUUCGUAUUAUAAUAUACAUGUUCAAGUUCUAAAUGAGAAAUAUCCGGUUUUCCAUUUUCCUAGAAGUAAUAUUUCAGUUAUAGGAAGGAAAACAUUUUAUAGCGGAGAGGAAUGGCUGUGUUUUCAUACACGGGAAUUGUUUGUGUUUUGCUAUUUGUUUUCUACUUCUGUGUGAUAUUUGGACGUUCUAUCGAAAGUUCAGGUUGUACACUGUCUGAUGAUCCACGAUAUACUUACACGGACUUUGAUGACAAUUACAAAGAUCCAGGCUCAUUCAUUUCUGAUGGAACUACAUUGACAGUGGCAUGUACAUCACUGGAUCUGUAUGAUUUGUACACGAGUUAUGAUUACGAUUAUAAUAACGAUUCAACACCAACAAUAACCUGCAUGAACAAUGUGUUAUCUCAAAUUGAACUAGAUUGUCCUGAAGUGACACCAAACACAUGCAUGGAAUUGCAGCAUGGUAGUGUCAACGAAAAGAAUGGAUACUUCAUUGUUUCGUGUGAUAAAGGGUAUUCGUUGGAUUUAAUUUUACCAGAAAGACCACAGUGUACAUGUGAAAAUGGACAACUUAAAAGUGUAUAUGGAGGCCAAGCACCAGCUUGUAUACCAGAUAAAUGUGUGAUACCCUACGAAUUUGACGAACGUUUGUCUGUGACAGACACAAGGCGUGUCAGUCUUUCUGGAGGUUUCGUUGUUGAGGUUGGAGACUUUGUUUAUUUUAAUUGUUCAAAAACCGGUGAAUCGAACUAUGAACCUUUGAACAGAAGAUUUAAAUGUGUGAACGGCCUCUGGGAAGAAGCUGAAACAGAUCGCAACUGGAAGUUAGGAUAUGAUGGUGAAUUUCCGGCCUGCAGAAGAGCCGUAUGCGAGCCAAACUGUACAAAUGGCGGUGUUUGUUUCAAGGACGACAACUGUCGAUGUAAAAAUCUAACAGAGGGAAAACGAUGUGAAAUGUUUAUUUGUAAUGACACUUGCUUUGAGAAUGGUGGGAAAUGUGUCGGCCAUGGUAGAUGUUCUUGUCCCGCAGAACGUUUUGGUCUUAACUGUGAACAAAAAGGUUGCAUACUGCCAAAACAUGCUGCAAAAUACGGAGACCAAAGAAUUUUCAGCCCUGGAACAACGUUAUACAACUUAACAUGUGACCGUGGUUAUGUUCUUUCAUCGCAAAAUGGAAUGACGUGUCGGGAUGGCAGAACAUGGUCUCAAAUUGUUACAUGUAUUAAAGGUUGCACACUUCCAAAUAAUGCAGCAAAUUAUAAAGAUCAGAGAACAACAUUUAGUCCUGGAGAAACUUUAAACAAUUUUGUUUGCGACUAUGGUUAUGUUCUGUCAUCCGAAAAAGGAAUGACAUGUCGACAUGAUGGAUCUUGGUCAGAAAUUGUCACAUGCAUUAAAGUUUGCACACUUCCUAAUCAUGCAGCAAAUGCUACUGAUCCGAGAACAACUUUCAACCCUGGAGAAACGUUAAACGACUUUUAUUGCGAGCAGGGUUAUGAUCUAUCAUCACAAAACGGAAUGACAUGUCGACAUGAUGGAUCAUGGUCAGAAAUUGUUACGUGCAUUCAAGUUUGCACACUUCCCAAUCAUGCAGCUAAUUCUAAAGAUUGGAAAACAACUUUCAACCCUGGAGAAACUUUAAACAACUUUUAUUGCGAGCAGGGUUAUGUUCUAUCAUCACAAAACGGAAUGACAUGUCGACAUGAUGGAUCAUGGUCAGAAAUUGUUACGUGCAUUCAAGUUUGCACACUUCCCAAUCAUGCAGCUAAUUCUAAAGAUUGGAGAACAACUUUCAACCCUGGAGAAACUUUAAACAACUUUUAUUGCGAUCAGGGUUAUGUUCUAUCAUCACAAAACGGAAUGACAUGUCGACAUGAUGGAUCAUGGUCAGAAAUUGUUACAUGCAUUCAAGAUAUAAUAUUUGAACCAGAACUCCACAAACCCACAUGCCAGGAUGGUGCGCGUCAGUGUCACUCAGACGCUAUAUGUGUUGACUAUGCGAACGGGUUCUGCUGCAGUUGUGUGGCCCCAGCGUUUGGUAAUGGAAAACACUGUAUUACUACAGAACUACCCCAGAGACUGAACGGCAAAGUUUCUGGUACACUAAACGGUGUAUCGUUCGAGAACUUGGACAUGCACGCGUUUGUUGUUACCAAGGAUGGACGAGCAUACACCGCCAUCAGUCGGGUGCCAAACGAAAUUAGCUUGGGAUUGAUGACGUUGAACACAAUAGGUGGUGUUGUAGGAUGGUUGUUUGCGCUUCAAGGAGGCUCGGGAGCCAGAAAUGGUUACAUGUCCACAGGUGGACAGUUUAACAGGACGGCCCGCAUCCGCUACCAACAGGGUGAUGAGGUUGUAAUAGAACAGAAAUACCACAGGAACAACGCGCUAAACAAAAUCUGGAUGGAGACGGUAAUUAACGGCAACGUACCGUCCCUUGCUUCUGCCGAGAAACUCACCAUCGACGAUUAUAGCGAGGAAUACAAAAGAACGAGCCCUGGUGUUAUCAGGUCAUCAUCCGAUCGCACGUUCUACGUGAACAACGUAGCGUCUAGAUACACGUGGGAUCAGGUGAUAAACUACAAGGAAUGUGCAUUUGACCCGACUAAAGACGAACAAGACAGUCAGCGUCUCAGUGUUACCAGGAACUUUGUAAUAUAUGACCCAAAUGAUAAAGUUAUUAGAUUCGCCAUGUCCAAUAGAAUCCAGAGACGCACAGGUACAGAUCCAUGCGAGGAAGGUGCACAAAAUUGUGACGAAAAUGCCGUCUGUAUCCCACAAGCAGAUUCAUACAUCUGCGACUGUAAGACAGGCUUCGUCGGCGACGGCAGGACCUGUAUAGGUGAGAUUGUCAGGCAGUGUGGAAACGAGACUUGCGACGAUAAUGCAAGAUGCGUGUUCAACAAUAAAGAACAAUACCCCAUGUGCGAAUGCCUGUCGGGCUUCAGACGUGAUGAAUAUGGAAGAUGCCGACCAAUUCUCCAAAAAUGUAAACUCAUUUCUCCAUUCUAUGGAGGGGAGGUUAUUUAUAAUGACGAAUGGGUUAAUGCCUUUUACAGCUGUGACGAUGCGUAUUCCUUGUUUCCAAGUGACAUUGACUAUUCUAAUUGUACUAAACAUCGAAAAUGGAAACCAAAGCCACCAAAAUGUUUAAGAAAGGCAGAGGUAGAGAUACCUGACCACGGAAAUGUAUGUAAAGGGAAGACUGAUAUAAUUCUUCAUUCAGAAUCAUAUGCAGUAUGCUGUGACAGUGGCUACGAGCUGUACAAUGACAAUUAUUUGGAGAAAACACGUGUGCUAAUAAGAAAUAAUAACGGCAGUCUUGAACCAAAAAUUCCAGAAUGUGUAGAAGCACGUUGUGAUCCAUCCGAACAAUAUAUGGCAAAUGUUCAGUACCUCAAUGGAUCAAAUAUCACGACAGAGUUCCCAAGUAGGACGGGUGUUUUACUUUCAUGUAAAGACGGGUAUGACUACUACAGGGGUGAUCAACCAAUGAUUACACCACUGAAAAGAACCUGCAUAAAAGGAAGUAUUAAUAAAGUACCGAAAUGCAAGGAAGCAAGGUGUUUGUUCUCUGGAUACCCAAGUAAUAAAGACACCUACCAGCGUGUAUACCUUGGUGAUGCACAAUUAGUCUUUGACGAUCAGUAUAUAGAGCCAAGGCAAAAGAUUGAGGUUAUUUGCCACAAAAGUAGACAAUACGAGUUGUAUGUUAAUUCAACAGAAACACACCUAGAGGAAUUCAUUUCGGAAUGUAAACAUGGUCAGUUUGAUCAUAAAAAGGAAGAAUUUCCGAUUUGCGUUGAAAGACGAUGUUCGUUUAUUGUAUCAAGUGAAGUUUGUUUCUGGAUGGACGACAAUGAACAUUGUAAAUCUGAUAACUUCUCAAUUCCGAGUCGUUCUGGUGUGCAUAUGAGAUGCAGAGAUGGAUAUAAACUGUCUCGGUCAGAGGAUGGGAGUUCUGUAGAGGUUGACGAAGAUGCAUUGAUUAUGUGCAACAAAGGUGUUUAUGAUGAAAGCUACAGGUGUAUUUCCGAGCUUUGCGCCGUUCCUUCAGUCAAACAUGCAAAUUUGAUAAGUAAGGAUGCAAGUUCAUAUGAUCAUGGGGAAAAGAUUACCUUCGUAUGCGAUAUUGGAUUCCAUUUCUAUCAGAAUAUUUCGACUGAAGUGAACACAUUCGAAACAACUUGUAAUCUAGGACAGUGGACAGAUACUAUUCCAUCAGAAUGUAAACAAGGUUGUACACUAUCUGAUGAUCCACGAUAUACUUACAAGGACUUUGAUGGAAUUUACACAGUUCCAGGCUCAUUCAUUUCUGAUGGAACUACAUUGACAGUGACAUGUACAACACUGGAUCCGUAUGAGUAUGACAUGAGUUAUGAUUAUGAUUAUGAUUAUGAUAACAAUUCAACAUCAACAGUAACCUGCAUGAACAAUACGUUAUCUCAACUUGAUCUAGAUUGUCCUGAAGCUUCUGACUACCAUACAGCAGUUGGUUCAAAUAUCCAUUCAACUGAAAGCUCAACUGCCAAGUCACAAUUUAAUAUUGACAAAAGGGACUUCUUAGAAGUGUUUGACAAGACUUUGCCCACUGCAUUACAUAAUGUUGCGGAAAAUCAGUUUCGAAAACUUGCAGUUUCCAUACAUGGAAGGGGCAUCAUUCAGCUGUCUAAUUUGGUUAGUGAAGACACCGAAAAUGUAAGAAAUAUCAGUAAUCUGCUCUCUUCAUCUUUCUACAAAGUUUUUAACAGCUGCAGCAGACAAGACCUAAGUACCAAAGAAGCCAUAUUUAUGUCAUUUCAUGAGAUGUCCUUAGAUACCCUACAGCCUUUGGUAGACCUUGUUCAACUCAACAUAGACGAAAGACUUCCAUUCCGCCAGUUUUCUGCUGUACUUCUACAUCAGAUAUUAGAAGACCUUAUUGCAAGCAGAAGUGACUUGUACCAAAAGGCUGAAACCAAAUCUUCUACUGAACUGUCAAAUCAGGAACAACAGAUUCUUUUCUACUUAAGUGGAUUUUUUUUUAAUACAUGCACUUCAGAAAAGGCUAAAAGGAAUGAAAUCAGGAGAAAAAGAGGCUCUAGUUUCAGGACUCGAGUUGAUGCAGAUUCUACAACAAAAAGUGAAACGGACAAACAAAGUCGCAGUAAAGACGUACUUCCUGACAAGAAACAUAUUCAAAAUACACGGAAUAAAGGUUGUACACUAUCUGAUGAUCCACGAUAUACUUACACGGACUUUAAUGGAAUUUACACAGUUCCAGGCUCAUUCAUUUCUGAUGGAACUACAUUGACAGUGACAUGUAGAACACUGGAUCCGUAUGGGUAUGACAUGAGUUAUGAUUAUGAUUACGAUUAUGAUUAUGAUAACAAUUCAACAUCAACAGUAACCUGCAUGAACAAUACGUUGUCUGAUUUUGAUCUGGAUUGUCCUGAAGAGAAAUGUGUGGUGCCCUAUGUAUUUGACGAACGUUUGUCUGUGACAGACACAAGGCGUGUCAGUCUUUCUGGAGGUUCCGUUGUUGAGGUUGGAGACUUUGUUUAUUUUAAUUGUUCAAAACCCGGUAUAUUGAAAUAUGAACCUUUGAACAGACGAUUCCAAUGUGUGAACGGCCUCUGGGAAGAAGCUGAAAGAGAUCACAACUGGAAGUUAGGAUCUAAUGGUGCAUUUCCAGCCUGCAGGGCAGCCGUAUGCAAGCCAAACUGUUUAAAUGGCGGUGUUUGUUUCAAGGACGAUAACUGUAGAUGUAAACAUCUAACAGAAGGAAAACGAUGUGAAAAAUUUAUUUGUAACGACACUUGCUUUGAGAAUGGUGGAAAAUGCGUCGGUCCUGGUAGAUGUUCUUGUCCUGCAGAACGUUUUGGUCUUAACUGUGAACAAACAGAAAGUUGCACACUGCCACAACAUGCUGCAAAUUACGAAGGCCAAAUAGUUUUCAGCCCUGGAACGACGUUAUACAACUUUGCAUGUGACCAUGGAUAUGUACUUUCAUCCCAAAAUGGAAUGACGUGUCGGGAUGACGGAACAUGGUCUCAAAUUGUUACAUGCAUUAAAGGUUGCACACUUAUAAAUAAUGCAGGAAAUUAUAAAGGCUGGAGGACAACAUUCAGUCCUGGAGAAACUUUAUACAAUUUUGUUUGCGACCAUGGGUAUGUUUUAUCAUCCGAGAACGGAAUGACAUGCCGACAUGAUGGAUCUUGGUCAGAAAUUGUUACAUGCAUUAAAGGUUGCACGCUACCGAAUAAUGUAGCAAAUUCUAAAUAUAAGAGAACAACAUUUAGUCCUGGAAAGACUUUAAACAACUUUCAUUGCGAUCAAGGUUAUGUUCUGUCAUCCGAAAACGGAAUGACAUGUCGACAUGAUGGAUCUUGGACAGAAAUUGUUACAUGCAUUAAAGGUUGCUCGCUACCGAAUAAUUACAUUAAUAAUGCAGCAAAUUCUGAAUAUCAGAGAACAACAUUUAGUCCUGGAAAUACUUUAAACAACUUUCAUUGCGAUCAAGGUUAUAUUCUGUCAUCCGAAAACGGAAUGACAUGUCGACAUGAUGGAUCUUGGUCAGGAAUUGUUACAUGCAUUAAAGGUAUGUUUUGUUUAUGAUAUCAUUUAAGGCGAAGUAUAAAGCUAAACAAUUCGAAAACAAAACUAUAUGAUAUGUUAAAUGAUUUGCACCUUUAGCUGGCUCACUUCCAAAUCAUGAAGCAAUUAUAAAGAUUAUAGAAGAACUUUCAGCCCUGGUGAAACUUUAAACAAUUUUGAUAGCGAUCAUGGCCACCAAAAUGAAUGAAC